AAACUAUCACUGUUGCACUUUCGGGUUGCCGCAGCCCUCCGGCACGACCCGGAAGUGGGUGUUGGGUGGGCAGGAGUUCCUGCGGAAUCCGGGCUUCGGAGCCGUCGGCUGGGACCAGAGCUGACGAUUGCUCGUGAGGCCUCCUUCGCUACCUUCGGUGUUGUUUUCGCCGCUGCGUCCGUGGCGUGUCGACUCAGGCUCGGCCCGGCCGGGCCUGGCGCCCGGAGGGGCCGAAGCUGAAGCCUGAAGGCCCGAGUCUCCGGCCUCCGGGAUUGAAAGAACCUGUGCUUUCCCCGGCGUACCUUACACCCCCGCAGAAGCUGGAUGGUUAAAAGCAGCUCCCGUUGGAGCCAGAGGCUGCUAUAGCCACAGCCACAGCCGAAGCAGGAGCUGCCAGUGGCAGAGCUGACCUACGGGAGGAAGCUGAACAAGGACUUCAGGCCAGUGGGCACUGAACUAAUUGAAUGAACGGGCAUCAUUGUAAGAGUCAGCCUUGUGAGAUGGUACAGCCCAACGGGGGUCCAUCAGGAGAUUACGAGACCCUUGGUGAAGGGUCUUCCCUGGGGAAAUCAACCAUGCUGCAUCUCCCUUCCAACCAAGUCUCUCCGGAGGCCCUCCAGCGCUUCUUGGAGGAGAACCAAGAGCUCAGAGAUGCGUUACGACAGAGCAACCACAUGCUCCGGCAGCGUUAUCAAGAGUUCCUGAACUUCCAAGCCAACCAGAAGGAGGAGAAGGAGUUUCUCAUGAGAAAGUUUCAGGAGGCAAGGAAACUAGUGGAGAAGCUAAACAUGGAGAAGCUGGAGCUGAAGAGACAGAAGGAGAAGGCGCUGCAGGAAAGUGAGCAGAUCCCAGGUGAGACGGAAAGAGAGGCUUUGAGGACCCUGAAGGAGCAGCUAGAAGAACGUUUGCGACAUUUUCAAGAGACCAGUGAAAGCUUACAGAAGGAAAAACAAGCCCUUCUUCUGGAGAACCAGGAGCUGAAGAAGAAAGCAGCUCAGGGGCAAGCUGGGGAGACCCAGCCGAGGAUGAAGGACAUUGGGAUCCAACCACAAAGACUGCUGGAGACAGAAUCUCUGCAAGGGACAAGUGGCAGUGGUAGGAGUGGAGAUUCGAACGAUUUGCUGAAGAAGAAGAUGCAGGAUGUUGAGAAUGAGAACACGGUGCUGAAGCAGGAGCUGGUGUCCCUGCAGGGCAAGGUGGCCCAGUUGGCAGUGAGGGAAAAAGAUGUGGAGAGGAGGGCCGAGCAGCAGUUACAGGCUCUGAAGAGGCAGGUGGAGCAACUGACGGAAGACAAAGGAUCUGUGAAAGCCCAGGUGACCUCACUGCUCGGGGAGCUGCAGGAGAGCCAGAGUCGCCUGGAGGUUUCAAACAAGGACAAACAAGUCCUAGAGGACAGAGCCCGGGCAGCCAGUGAGAAGGUCAAGCAGCUAGAGAGCGAGAAUGAACAGCUACACAAGCAACACAGCGUACAGGUGGACCAGCUGCGCAUGCAGACCCAGAACGUGGAGGCUGCCUUGCGGAUGGAGCGGCAGGCUGCGUCUGAGGAGAAGCGGAAGCUGGCUCAGUUACAAGUAGCCUACCACCAGCUUUUUCAGGAGUAUGACAACCACAUCAAGAACAGCCAAGCAAGCAGUGAGCGCAGUAGGGGAAUGGAUCUUCAGUUGGAAGACCUUAACCAGCAAUUGCAACAGGCGGAAGAGGCCCUGGUAGCCAAACAAGAACUGAUCGACAAACUUAAGGAGGAGGCUGAACAACACAAGACGGUGAUGGAGACGAUCCCGGUCCUGAAGGCACAGGCUGAUAUCUACAAGGCUGACUUCCAGGCAGAGAGGCAAGCCCGGGAGAAAUUGGCAGAGCGGAAGGAACUUCUGCAGGAUCAGCUGGAGCAGCUCCAGAGGGAGUACAACAAACUGAGGGCUGACUCAAAAGAAACCACCCGUAUUGAAGAUAUGAGAAAACGGCAUGUAGAGAACCCCCAGCCAGCUUUGCCCCAGCCAGUUCAUCUUGUCAAUCAUCACCUCUCCUUUCAUCCCAUCCUACCCGGCCAGAGGAGAAGUCUUCCAGAUGAACAGCCAGACUUUUGUUGUCCAAAAUGUCAGUACCAGGCCCCAGAUAUCGACACUCUGCAGAUACAUGUCAUGGAAUGUAUUGAGUGAUGCCUUUUCCACACAGGGAUGUGGCCUAGCAUAACCAAACCCACCCUACCAUACCCCAUGCUUGCUUUUACUUGCCCAGCCUUUGAUGAUAAAACAUUAGCAAUCUCCAUUUGAUUGUGAGUUUAGAAGAGAUGGUGAAAUGGCCCUCCUUCUUUUAGUUUGCUCUUUGCCUGACCUGGGUUGGCUGGCUUGCUGUACCUCAUGUUACCUCAGCCAUUUCUGGAGCAGGAGCAUCAUAGGAUUGAAGAUCUAGAACUGGAAGCCAUCCAGUCUACCCCUCCCCCCAUGGCCUCAAGUUACAUCACCAUCAGAGAUAGCAUUUAAAUCCAGGUCCGUGGACUGCAGUCCACACAGCCUCCCAGUUUUGCCACCUUUCUGUUGGAACAGAGAGGCAGCUGGAGCAGGGCAGGGGAUGCUACUGCCUGCCCCUCCUUGGUUAUUCUUGUUGUAGGCAGGGAGGGACCCUUGUCCCUGGCUCUUGGGGAGAGAAGUCCAAGUGUUAAGGUGCAGCUGGGGCCAGUCUAUACUAGGUGCCUUUGCUCUAGUGCUUUUAAGGUCUGAGCCAGGCUUUACAUGCUAUCUCUCAUUUGAGCCCUUCAAUACUCUUGUAGCUUAGUAGGUAUUGUUUUCACAUUUUACACGUGGGAAAACUGAAACUCAGAAGUGAAGAGACUUGAGGACCUCACAUGGAGACCCAGGUUCUCCUGACUCCAGCAUUCUAGUACAUACCCCCUCCUCUGUGGAGAUCAGUCGGUUAUGCUUUAGUCCACGCUUGGGAAACAUACACAGUCAAUACCAAAGAUUUAGAUCUGGGGUUCACUAUCAUACUGAACUAGCAUUCUAGCACUUUUGUGGACAUUGGCCCAGAUGAGCUCACUGGGUUGGUUUUCUUCUUUCUUGCUGCGUUCAGACUUUUGUAAUGUGCCUCUUGUCCUGAUUGUGAUGCGUUUUGGUAUGGGGUGUACCAUACCAGUGACUACUGUAUAGUUACUGAACAGAAAGACCUGCCACUUUUUUCUCCAACUUAGAAAUUGGGUUCAGUUACAUAGUGAUCACCUUCACCUGUUGCUAGACUUGACUUAUCAUUUUCCCUGCCAAAUACCCAUUGGCCAAGUUUGUCAAAGCAGUCUUCUUCACUGAGCACUUUAGUACAAAUGUGGCACCAAGUCUAAGCACGAUACUGAGAUAUUGUCAGAUGACUGUUUGGGGAAACUAAACUAGCCUUCCAGAAAUUCAGGAGGCCUCUUCUGGCUUUAAAAGCCCCAGUUGUCAAAGUGAGAGCUUUCAUAUAAGAUGGCUAAUUAUUUUAUCUCAAUGUAAUCUCCAGUAACUAUAACUGAGAGACAACAUAGGACAAAGUGCCAGAUCUGGAGUCAGCUGGGUUCUUGUCCUGCUUCCAGCACUCAUUCAUGAUCCUUUUGGUAGCUCUCUUAAGACUUGACCAUAGAUGGGCUGACAUCUCUGUUGGUGAAGUUUCCACACUGGGUGUUCUUAUGCCAACAAACUGGCUGGUUCUACUAACCUGGCUCAACUCCUGACUGCAGACCACUUUUCUACCUCCCCAGUGGCCUUCUCACACUAGAGAUGCCUUUGCUGCUUUGUAGGUUCUUCCCCCCUCCUCCCCCCACCGUGACUUAUUGGUUUAAUGCAACACCUGGAACACAGAGAGGGAGGAGCUGCAAUGCAAUUGAAUUUCUUUUCUUCCCCCAAAGCAGCUACUACUGUGGAUAACUGAAAAAACUUCUGUAUUUGUGAAGAUCCAUUAAAUGAAUUUAACAAUGGUGGUUAA
Molecule: messenger RNA, 3945 nt
Organism: Trichosurus vulpecula (common brushtail)
Lineage: Eukaryota; Metazoa; Chordata; Mammalia; Diprotodontia; Phalangeridae
Gene: IKBKG
Product: inhibitor of nuclear factor kappa B kinase regulatory subunit gamma
Exons: 15
Coding region: 465-2156 (563 amino acids)
Biological process (GO): positive regulation of canonical NF-kappaB signal transduction
Cellular component (GO): IkappaB kinase complex; nucleus; cytoplasm
Molecular function (GO): K63-linked polyubiquitin modification-dependent protein binding
Source: RefSeq, a predicted model, not a curated record